Molecule: messenger RNA, 1372 nt
Organism: Cuscuta campestris
Lineage: Eukaryota; Viridiplantae; Streptophyta; Magnoliopsida; Solanales; Convolvulaceae
Source: the annotation of a GenBank genome assembly
AGCCAAGUCCCUACCAGCAUAGUCGUACAGAAGGUGGAACCAACUGAGGGACCUUACUCAGAACCACCUAUGCUUAUUCAAGAAAAGAAGGAGGAGGAAAUUUUGCCUAUGGCAUUAAACGACCAUAUCCUUAAUUGUGUUGAAGACACACCUCCAGAGGAACCUGUUCUGGAGGAGAUAGAGUCCACUACCUACCCCCAAGAUUCCAAUGUUCAAGAGUCUGAGGAGGAAUCUAUAGACGAAGAAAUACCUAGCAUAGAGGAACCAAUAACGUCUAUAGAUAAUCAUGCUUCAUCAGAAGACUUAGACCAGACUUUCUUUGACUCCCUACUUGACGGGUGUGACUUUGUCUGCCUGAAGGAUAGUUGGAGCCAAAAGAAGCCUACCCCUGAGCUCGAGGGCGCCUGCGAGAAACUUCUCAAGAAUGACCCUGUGACCGAGAAGCCUUACGCCUACGGAGGCUGGGUGUACCUGUUACAAAAUCCGGAUGGGAAUGUAUCUGCUACCCAUGACGCAGAAGAUGACCGGGCCAACUCCCUGGAUGGUCAUGCCGAGGGGAGUUCUCCUCAUCCAGACAUGAACUUCACCUGGUUUGUCAACCUCGACGACGAUGAUGAUGAUGUCCUCCAUGGUGGCCAGUCCCCUACCAACAACCCUCCUUCUCCUCCUCAAAAUCCUGGGAUGGAAGGGGAUUCAACUGCCCGGUGCACUUCCCUUGACGAUCUCAUCCGAUAUAAGAAAGUGAAGUCCCCUUCGGCCACCCAUCUCUUCGAGGAUGACCGGGUUGACUCUCUCCAGGCCCAGGUCGAAUCCAAGUCUAAAGAGGCCAGCCAUUCUUCUUCCCGCGCUAAGGGCCACAAAAGGAAAGGGUCCCAAAAGAGCUCCAAGGGGACCAGGAAGAAGAAGGUCAAGUUAUCAGAUCUGGAGGGGGAGUCCAUCGAAGAAACCUUUCUAGCCUUGGCCAAAAAACUUAGCAAGGAAGUUGGCCGGUCACUCCUGGAGUCAAAAGACCAGGUCUCCGAACUCACUCUCCUUCUUGACUCUGCCAAGUUGGAUAUUAGUAACCGGGCUGGGAGGGAGAAAAGGUUGGAGGAAGAGCAGAUGGCGAAAAGAGCUAGGCUCGAGGAGGAGAGGGCCAGGUUUUCCCUUCUGGGGGAGGAUGGGAAGAGAAAGAUCGCCGAGCUCGAGGAUGCGCUAGGCCAAGCUUAGGAAUCUGCCCGGGCAAAGGAGCAAUCCUUUCCUGAUGACGCUGCAACUUGGGCCGCCUGCCACCACACUGAAGUUUCCCGGUCCAUUCUCACCAAAUCGGAGGACACCAUGGACUUUUUCAAAGUCAUGUAUAAGGAACCAGAAAGAAAGAGAAUGAUAACAG